Choloepus didactylus (southern two-toed sloth) is the source of this 4752-nucleotide messenger RNA. RefSeq names its product insulin induced gene 2 (gene INSIG2). The transcript is spliced from 5 exons. Lineage: Eukaryota; Metazoa; Chordata; Mammalia; Pilosa; Megalonychidae. The record is from RefSeq and is a predicted model, not a curated record. The coding region runs from base 3825 to 4502 and encodes 225 amino acids. Gene Ontology annotation, cellular component: endoplasmic reticulum; SREBP-SCAP-Insig complex. Gene Ontology annotation, biological process: SREBP signaling pathway; SREBP-SCAP complex retention in endoplasmic reticulum; cellular response to insulin stimulus.
AAUUAUAUGAUGAUACUGUGAACAACUGAUUUUACGCUUUGGAUGAUUUUAUGGUAUGUGAAUAUAUCUCAGUAAAAUUGCAUUUUAAAAAAAGGCACAGGGGCCAUUAUUUGUUAAAAACAAAGUGAUGCAGUACUUUUGGAAAAGUAGAAAUGGACAGUAAAUUAAGGGCUUAAGUUCACUGAUUCUUAACUUUUUUUGGAUCAUGGACUUUUUUGAGUACUUGCUAUAAAUCACAGAAUCCUCUUCCCAGAAAAAUACACAACUUCUUUUUGUUUUUGAAUGGGGCUCUCAUUCCCCCUGGAAUGAAUGAUCUCCAACUUCCCUUCCAUUUCUUAAAUUUUAGGAUACUGGGAUUCUAAAUCAUUAUAGCUUUUAUUUUUGCCUCCAGUAAUUAUAUACUAUUGUAUUGUGAUGUGGUCACAUAAUAAGCUGUUUGGAUCUCAUUCAAACAGACAUCACACAGAUGAUCUGUUCUUUUUAACGAAAAUUUUUGGGGUAAAGUAGGAAACUGUAAAUAAGUACUGCUAGGAAGCUUGUAUAAAGAACUGUGGCAGAAUAAGGUAAACAAACAGCAAGUCUCUAGCAGCUUUGAAUAGAAGGAGGAAAGAAAUUUCUAGCAAUCAGAGACACUCAGUGGGAGGACAUUGCCUCCUUGGAGGCAUCUGGAAAUAUGUGGAGAAAAUUUUGGUUGUCACAAAUGGGUGUGUGUGUGUGCUGAAAUUUAGUGGACAGGAGCCAGCAAUGCUAAAUGUCUUAGAGUGCUUAGGACACUUCCACACAACAAGGAAUUGUCCUGCUCAGAAUACCGAGGCAUUUGACAAACUCUGAUGAGUGAUUAUGAGAUGGGGGCUAGUGCAACUGAAAUAGCCUUUUAAAACUGAAGUUAUUUUGCUGCUUUAAAAAUACUGUUCUCAUAAAACAUCCUUUGCCCUUCAUUCCCUCUUGGAAAAAUUCACAAAUAGGAACAAAUGAUUUGCUGGAGAAAUUUGGAUUGCUGAAAACAUAUACUAAUUGUCUUCUAGUAGCUGUUUUAGAAUGGGGGGCAGUUUGCUGUGUCUACUGGGAGUUUGGGAAGGGAAGAUUCAGCUGUAGGUCUUGUACAGUGUAUAAGUUGGGCAUUUGAUUUUCCCUUUAAAACAUCUUUUUAUACCUUGAUCUAGUACUUUUAAAGAAAACUUCAAGGUGUUUGUACAUAUACUCACAUGGUUUUAUACUACUGUGUAGUUGCCUGACUUUAAGGUGUUUGUCAUGUACUCACAUGGUUUUAUACUAUUAUAUAGUUGCCUACUUACAUUGGUGUUACUACCUAGAGAAUAUAUUAUAGUCAAAAUGGUUCUCCAAUGUCUACUCAUCUUUUCAGUAAUCAAAUCCCCUUAAAAAAAGACCCAUAGGUUAAUAAAGAAGUCCUGGGGAGGUGGGGUGGAAUGGGGCUCAAGGCACAGAAUAAACCAUAAGUUUUGGGAUCAGUCAGAAAUGAGAUAAAAUUCCAUUUCCAAAACUGUAUAUCAUGUGACCAUAAGCAAGUUCUUAAAUCUCUUAACCUAGUAUCCUCAUCUGUAAAGUGAGGAUGAUAAUACCUACUUUUAGGAUUUUUUUUGAAUAUUAGAGAUACUAUAAUCUUAUCUUUUGAAGAUUAGAGUUCAAUAGUGAUGAUGAUGAUGAUGGAGAAUUCCAUAGCUAUCGAACACCCUGCUCAAAGUGAGCAGGACACAUGGCUUUCUGAUAUGCUGGACACCACAGCAAAGAAUGGUCUGCAAGGGCAGGUCAGGAGGAGAUGUUUUCUGGGGAUUUUCAGUUGGCAUUUAGACUGUUUUUUCCCAUGAAUCAGCUGUAAUAUAUAUUCAUUUCUCUAGUCCUCUAAGCUGUAGAGCUCAGUUCUGCCAUAGACUAAGUAAGUUUGUGAGGACUAGCUUGGGCAUAGAACCACCUCCUCCUACCCCCUGAAUGCUGGGCACAGAGCUUUGGGUGUGGCAGAGGCCCAGUAAAAAAGAACUGUUGUUUAAGUGUUUAUGACAUGGAACUGAUAGGCUAUGAAAAUUAUUAGCACUUACAAAUAUUCUCAUUUUUAUACUGAUUAUUUCUCAUGUUGGCACCCACUUUACACAUGGGUUUUGUUCCAAAAUUCAUUUGUAAGGUAGUUUGAAACGUGGAAACUCAGAGGAAAUCUAUUUUAAAUGAUUGGAUCUAGGCUUGCCUUCCAAAAGGUCUGUUUAACCCACUAUUGUUUGAUUCAAAAAGAGUUAAGCCGAUUUCGUUAAACAAGUAUGAAUAUGUGACGCUCUCCCUGUGGGCUAGGUAGGCACCUUUCUGGGUAUGUAGGCGCAGGGAGAGAUAUGAUGAUAAAUAAGACCUAUAUAAAAAGUUUAUUCUCCAUAAAGCAACUAUGCAUAUAAUCAUAAGAUAGCUAUUUUAAAUGUAUUAUGGUUGCAAAUAAACUACUCUGGGACUCAAAGGGAAGAUCAUGUAUGUACUAACUUGUAUAAAUGCCCAAGAAUAUUAUUGUGGGUCAGAAUAAAAGUAAGUUACAAAAAUACUCUGCAUAGCAUUUUCCCAUUUAAAAAAUGUUAGUAUUUGUAGAGAAGGUGUGAAAGAGGAUGGGGCAGUUUGAAAGGCUGACCACCAUGGUAAGAAUCAGGGCUUUGGAGCCAGACUGCAUGGAUUUGAAGCCAGCUCUGCCUCUUACUAGGGGUGUGAACUUGGUCAAGUGACUUAUCUUUUCUCUGCUUUAUUUGCCUCCACUGUAAAAGAGAUAUCAUAACUGCAAUUGCCUCGUAAGAUAUUGUGGGGUUAAAUGAGUUAUAUGGCAGAUGCUUAGAACAGCACAUAGAAAGCCUCAAAUGUUGUUAUUUGUCUUGCACAAGCACACACAAAGGAAAGAUCACUUUGGUUAGAGGAAUAAACAGAUACCUUGACUGGUUGUGCUAGCACAGGUCUGGGUUUUAGGAGUUGGGAGCCAUGUGGUCAGAACUCCUUUGAAUUUAGCCAUUAGGUUACUCAUUUUCUUAGCUUCCUUUCUGCUGCUUCUUCCAGCUUUCUCACAGUAGCUCCUAUGGCUGAAGCAAGGGGCAGGCCAGGCUGAGACAGGGGUGGGACACAGCCGUGGCCCCGGGGGAGACCUUGUCAGGUCUGGUUUUUAUGAUUGGGGAAUGUGUAGGUGAAUGGGUGAUGGUCUGCCCUUUGUAGAAUGCUUUUGUGCAUAAAUUCAUAUAUAAGCAUUACACAUUAAAACAGGUCAUUUAGCGCUCCUGUAGAGGUUGCCCUCAUUAGCAAAUCAUAUUUUAUUGUGAUAAACACAUUUUCAGUCAGAAGAUGUUGAUUUUGUGUGAUGUAUAAAAUACUCUGCUGUAACUGAUGGACUGAGGGGUCUAAGAAGAAACAGAAACAUGGGUUUUGAUCUUCCAGAUUCAAGAUAACCUGCUCUGCUUUUCUUUGAGGUUACAAGCUGCUUUUAUUAUCAUUCUAACCCUUACGUCUUUUGGGUCACGGAUUCUGUUCUAGUUAAUACCAGUGUAGCAAUUUAUAGUUUAUUACCUCAUGCACGUAAACAUACUUUUUAAACCUCGUCUUAGUCAGUUUAAACGGAUUAGUAUACAGACUUGUCAUUUCAUUAUUUGUCCUUUUAUGUUAAUUAGUAUCGAAAUCAGGAAAAUUGUACUAGACACACAUUGAUUUCUCUUUUCUUCUCUCUUGCAGGAUUUCUGGUAAAUCUUAUUUUAGGGCAAGGUGAGGUACUGUUGAAACGUCAAUCUGCUUUGAUUCACAGACAGUUGAGUUUUUCAGCUGGAAGCUGAUUUUGGCCGGUUUACUGAACUUAUGAAACCAUGGCGGAAGGAGAGACAGAGUCACCUGGGCCCAAACAGUGUGGCCCGUAUAUCUCAUCUGUCACCAGCCGGAAUGUGAACUUGAUGAUUCGAGGAGUCUUGCUGUUUCUGAUUGGAGUAUUUCUUGCAUUAGUAUUAAAUUUACUUCAGAUUCAGAGAAAUGUGACCCUCUUUCCACCCGAUGUGAUUGCAAGCAUCUUUUCUUCAGCGUGGUGGGUUCCACCGUGUUGUGGCACAGCUUCAGCUGUGAUUGGGUUAUUAUACCCCUGCAUUGACAGGCAUCUAGGAGAACCACAUAAAUUUAAAAGAGAGUGGUCCAGCGUCAUGCGGUGUGUAGCCGUUUUUGUUGGGAUAAAUCAUGCCAGUGCCAAAGUGGAUUUUGAUAACAACAUUCAGUUGUCUCUCACACUGGCUGCACUAUCCAUUGGACUGUGGUGGACUUUUGAUAGAUCUAGAAGCGGUUUUGGCCUUGGAGUAGGAAUUGCUUUCUUGGCAACCUUGGUCACUCAACUGCUAGUCUAUAAUGGUGUUUAUCAAUAUACAUCUCCAGAUUUUCUCUAUGUUCGUUCUUGGUUGCCCUGUAUAUUUUUUGCUGGAGGCAUAACAAUGGGAAACAUUGGUCGACAACUGGCAAUGUACGAAUGUAAAGUUAUCGCAGAAAAAUCUCAUCAGGAAUGAAGAAGGCAAAGUAUAUAUCUUUUGUACAGAAAAAAAAGACGAAAAGGGCAUGUAAAUGAUAGAUAUACCAACAAACUUUUGGACUGUAAAAUUGCCAGGAUGCAGUUUUUCUCUUGAUUGGUAUAUUUAUAUAUAUAUAUAACUGCAAUCUGUGAUUGCUUCAUCUGUAAAUCAGUUGCAAAUCUUUAUGUAUUUGACUUAAAUAACUGUAAAAUAUAUAUGCACUACAUUAAAAAAAUUUUGAUUAUUA